Malurus melanocephalus (red-backed fairy wren) is the source of this 1096-nucleotide messenger RNA. Its product is annotated as actin-related protein 2/3 complex subunit 3-B-like. Gene Ontology annotation, cellular component: cytoskeleton; Arp2/3 protein complex. The record is from RefSeq and is a predicted model, not a curated record. Gene Ontology annotation, biological process: Arp2/3 complex-mediated actin nucleation; regulation of actin filament polymerization. Gene Ontology annotation, molecular function: actin filament binding. NCBI's taxonomy places the organism in Eukaryota, Metazoa, Chordata, Aves, Passeriformes, Maluridae. The transcript is spliced from 8 exons. The coding region runs from base 1 to 921 and encodes 306 amino acids.
AUGCCAUUAAGCGGUGCCUCCCGGAAUCCCUGCUCGGCACCAGCAGUGCCUGGCAGAGCGGUGCCUCCCGGAAUCCCUGCUCGGCACCAGCAGUGCCCUGGCAGAGCGGUGCCUCCCGGAAUCCCUGCUCGGCACCAGCAGUGCCUCCCCAUGACUUUUCCCGUGCGGACAGUGUCCGGAUACAGCGAUACCUCCCGGGAUCCCUUCCCGGUGCGCUGCCUCCGGGGCGGUGCGCGGCUCCCGCUUCCCCUCCUCGCACCGCCUCUGCCGCUGCCUCAUUUCCUGCAGCGCAGGCGGAGGAGGAAGCUCAGUGCCCGCUUUCCUGGCCGGUUCUGCCCGCUCCCUUCCUGCCCGGCUCCGUCGAGCCGCGUUCUGCCCAUCGAGAUGCCGGCUUACCACUCCACUUUAAUGGACUCAGACACCAAGCUAGUUGGGAACAUGGCACUGUUACCCAUCAGAAGCCAGUUCAAGGGCCCAGCACCUCGAGAAACUAAGGACACAGAUAUUAUAGAUGAAGCCAUCUACUACUUCAAAGCUAAUGUUUUCUUCAAAAAUUAUGAAAUUAAGAACGAGGCUGACAGAACACUGAUCUAUGUAACCCUCUACAUUUCUGAAUGCCUGAAAAAGCUGCAGAAGUGUAACUCCAAAGGCCAAGGAGAGAAGGAAAUGUACACGCUAGGAAUCACUAACUUCCCAAUCCCAGGGGAGCCUGGCUUUCCACUCAACGCCAUUUACGCCAAACCUGCCAACAAGCAGGAGGAAGAGGUGAUGAGGGCCUACCUGCAGCAGCUGAGGCAAGAAACCGGCCUUCGCCUUUGUGACAAAGUAUUUGAUCCUCAGAGUGACAAGCCAAGCAAGUGGUGGAUCUGCUUUGUGAAGAGGCAGUUCAUGAACAAGAGUCUCUCAGGCCCUGGGCAGUGAAGCAAAGGGGUGACAACUUUAAACAUUUCCACAGCAAGAUGUUCAAGUCUUUUGCCUUUGUUUUGGAUACAUUUUGUACCAAGAAGAAUUAAGUGCUUAUGAAGUAAAAAAAGAAAAAAAAAAAAACCCCAAACCUGUCAAUGAGUGAUAAGAGGGAGGGAGAGCAAAAAGAUAA